AUGCCACCCGGCGCGGGUCCAGGAUUGGUCAAUGAUGCCUUCUUCCGCUAUGUGGGAGACAUGGGUGCUCCCGGACCGGAUCGCGGGGCCGGGGGGAAGUACCUCUACCUCCCCCCUGGCUAUGAUGGGAAGGUUCCUGAGGGCUACUUCGUGGCCAAGUCGCCGAGCUUCACGAAUUGGGUCGCCCUGCGCGGGUUCUUGAAGGACGGCAAGCCCGAUCAUGCGGCUCAGAUGUGGCAAAACGAGCUGAAAAUCUAUCCUCUUGCCAGCGCUGGCAGCCCACCGAAGAUGGAGGCGAUCCUUUGCACCGGAAAGAUCAUGAACACGAUUCACUCCAACGAUUUUGCCUUCUACGAGGAGGUCAAUGCUGUGAUCCAGUAUGAGCCCAUUGACUUUAUGGAUCCGGAGCUCCGCGGCAACCUCACCGCCAUCGGCAUCAUGAAGGGCCGGCCGUUUGAGCCGGACGCGCGGCUGAAGGCCCUCCUCACCGAGGCGGCGGCGAUUGGCAACGCAACCUCCCGCGCCCUCUCCUUCGCCCCGCGCUCGAAGACUGCCCGGAUCUAUGAUGAGGACAGUGAGUGGGUGACGGCCUUCGAUGGUGGGGACUACAGAUGGCUGGUGGAGGACGGCAAGGGUGGCAGAAACGCGGACGCCAGGACCAGGUUCUUCUACUUCGCUACUGGGAACACGCCGGCGAUGGUCAUGAAGAUGGUGGAUCGGGGCUCGCAGUAUGCCUUGGUUUGCAAGGAUGCCAAGCACAAGUACUUGGAUGGUGCAAAGUGCUACAGUCUCACGCUACCCCCGAACGUUCCCGCCAAGGACUUUUGGUCGGUGGUGGUGUACGACACGCAGACACGCUCGAUGCUGAAGACCAGCCAGCUCUUCCCCUGCCGGAAUUCCCUCUCCCACGCGGACAUGAAGCAGAACCCGGAUGGUUCCACGACCGUCUGGUUUGCUCCCUCCAUGUGGUGGGGCUGCCUCCGACUCUACGGACCCGGGCAAGCCUGGUUCGAUCAGACCUGGCGGCCAGGUGAGGUCACGCCGAGCCUUUCUUUGCAGUGCCGGGUAGAGGAGGAGUCCUUGGUGAGAGUGGACCUCUCCUUAAAGAGCAAGCCACUGAACGACCAGAUCGUUGAGGAGGUGUUCAAGACCAUGCGUCUGGGCGUGCGAGAAUUGGCCAAGAGGCCGGAUAUGACGAUGCUUUUCUCCUUGCGCCUCCAGGACCGGGCGAACCUUUCCGUCCCGGCGGACGCCAACAUCAUGCCGCAACUGGCAUACUGUUGA
This is a messenger RNA of Symbiodinium natans, 1284 nucleotides long. The record is from the annotation of a GenBank genome assembly. NCBI's taxonomy places the organism in Eukaryota, Dinophyceae, Suessiales, Symbiodiniaceae.